AUGCGACUGAACUCAAAUUCAUCACCGCCUGCUCGAAGUAUGAGCAUCUGGCCAUCCAACGAACAGCUAGUAACCCCAGAUGAGAAACUCGUUGGGCUGGCGAACAGACUGGGCAGACGACCCGGGCGACGGGCGUCACACACAUACCAUCUUCCCAUCGCCGCGGCGGUCCUUCAUCAUCUGCGAGUCCGGCACAAGAUCACCAAUUUCCAUUUGCCAAGCGCUGGGAUCUGUGCUCGGGCCCAUCGUGGAAUCACUGUGGCCAGUUUGUACAGCGAUGUCAGGAAAGAGAUCUAUGAGCUAUGCAAGAAGUCUCCACAAUUGCGCAUUCCCGGCUCUUCCCGGCCCGGUAUGCAACCUCCACCUAUUUUCAUCAUAUCCCCUCGAGUAAUCGUCAAAACGGGUUGGUACACGCUCGGGGAGUUCGAACCUCGCGCGAUGGAGAUCGUUCGCGCUCAGACGUCGAUCCCCGUCCCCAGACCAUUGCGCAUCUUCAAACGUGGCAACACGUUCUUGCUGGCUAUGGAAUACAUCAAAGGACGCUCGCUCGACUGGUGCUGGGACGACCUCAGCCUCUGGCGGAAGUUCGUCAUCGCAUGGAUGCUCCGUGGCUAUAUCCGCCAGCUCAGACGCGUACGGACAGAGCAGAUCGAACGCCAAAUUCCCGGGCCGCUCACGGAUGAUCUCUCAAAGCCGCUGAAAUGUUAUGGCCCCGCAAUGGGUGCCGACUAUCAUUGCGGCCCCUUCUCAUCCGCCACAGCGCUGUUCGAAUGGCUCAAUGGACGCUUGCGAGUCACGCAAUACAUCAGGGAGUGGGGCUUCGAUAUCCUGCCGUUCGUGCAGAGAGAGCCGCUGGUCCUCGUUCAUGGGGACCUGACUCCACGAAAUGUCGUGCUGGGUCAUGACGGGAAGCUAUGGCUGAUUGACUGGGGCAGCUCGGGAGUUUAUCCUCCCUGGUUUGAGGCUGCUGCCAUGCUCUACACCCAACCUCAGCCGAGUUGGUGGCUAUGGGUGCGGAGGCACCUCUGUGGAGAUCUCCUCAGUCAACCCCCUAUAAGUGCACCAUCCUCCAAGGUCACAAGCAGACACUUAGAUGCUGUUGCUAGUCUCAUUGGCAAGGGUAAAGGAAAGAUGGUGUGUUCGGAGCACCUCACCUCCGUCAAUCUGAACAUUGAUGCGGACAAUGUCACAACUUGGUACGGCGUCUAG
Messenger RNA from Postia placenta MAD-698-R-SB12, 1209 nucleotides. RefSeq lists its product as hypothetical. Gene Ontology annotation, molecular function: protein kinase activity. Gene Ontology annotation, biological process: protein phosphorylation. The transcript has 5 exons. Bases 1 to 1209 code for a protein of 402 amino acids. The record is from RefSeq and is a predicted model, not a curated record. Lineage: Eukaryota; Fungi; Basidiomycota; Agaricomycetes; Polyporales; Adustoporiaceae.